AGUGUUCAGUCGACUUUGCUCGUCGCAAGAUUGCGGAUGCAAUCUGUCCAUCCAGCUGCGACGGACAUGGACUUUUUCGUGGGUGUGGAUGUCGGGACGGGAAGCGUACGAGCGGCCCUGGUCACCUCGAGCGGGAAGAUAAAGAAAGUGGCUACCUGCCCGCUCGAGAUCUUUCAUCCCGCGCCGAACUUCUACGAACAGUCCUCCGACAAUAUUUGGAGUGCUGUGUGCCACGUUGUCAAGUCAGUUGUUGCUGACAUCUCCGCUGAAAAUGUUAAAGGAAUUGGAUUCGACGCUACUUGCUCAUUAGUAGCUGUAGAUGAAGCGGGUUCACCAGUAACAGUCAGUCCUACAGGACAGGAGAAGCAAAAUGUUAUACUGUGGAUGGAUCACAGAGCGCAUGAGGAAGCUGACUUUAUCAACUCUAUGGGCCACGAUAUACUGCAAUACGUAGGCGGUCAGGUUUCUCUCGAAAUGCAAACGCCGAAGAUGCUGUGGCUCAAGAAAAACUUACCCGCUUCCUGGAACUCUAUCGCGCUGCUGUUUGAUCUACCAGAUUUUUUAACGUGGAAAGCCACCGAAUCGGAGUCGCGAUCGUUGUGUUCAUUAGUAUGUAAGUGGAACUAUAGCGCCGAUCCCAUUGGUAAGAACGGAUGGAACGAGGACUUCUUCGAACAGCUCAAUUUACGAGAUCUGAAAAAAGAUAAUUGGAGAAAGAUAGGUAACGAUGUAAAGGUACCUGGUGAUGCAAUUGAGUGCGGAUUAUCGAUGAAAGCUGCGGCAGAAUUAGGAUUGUUGAAAGAUACACCGGUUGGUACUUCAUUGAUAGACGCACACGCCGGUGGUCUCGGUAUGAUCGGAUGUUACGCCUCGGACGUGUCUUCGAAUUUCUCCAAUCGAUUGGCUUUGAUUUGCGGCACUUCGACUUGUCACAUGAUAGUAAACGAGAACAAAAUUUUCGUAAAUGGCGUUUGGGGCCCGUAUUACAGUGCGAUAGUGCCCGGUUUCUGGCUCAAUGAAGGAGGUCAGAGUGCCACUGGAAAGCUGCUCGAUCACGUCAUCGAUACGCACCCUGCAACGCCGGGAAUUUUGAUGACUUUAGGCGGCAAUAAACACAUUCAGCAAUACUUAUCCGAACUGCUACUUGUUAUGGCUGAACAGAAAAAUGUGCAGAACGUGUCGUAUCUGACAAAGAAUAUACAUGUGUGGCCGGAUUUCCAUGGUAAUCGCUCACCUCUCGCUGAUCCAACAUUAAAAGGAAUGAUAUCCGGAUUAUCCUUAUCUGUGGAUCAGGAAAACCUGGCGUUGAUAUAUUUAGCAACGGUGCAGGCCUUAACGUACGGUACAAAGCAUAUAAUCGAAGUCUUAUCGGCGGCCGGCCAUAACAUAGAGAGUAUAUUGGUUUGCGGCGGACUCAGCCAGAAUCCGCUGUUUAUCCAAAUACAAGCUGACGUGUUAGCUUUACCGGUACUCUGUCCUGUGGAACGAGAAUCGGUUUUGAUAGGCGCGGCGAUCCUCGGUGCGUGUGCCACAAAAAAAUAUUCCAUGCACGAGACUAUCCAGAGAAUGGCAGGAUCGGCGAACGUAGUGAAACCGACAAGCGAAUGUUACAAAUAUCAUCUUCGAAAGUAUCGUGUAUUCAAGAAAAUGGUUCAAGAUCAACAAGAAUACAAGAAAUUGAUGAGCGAAGAAUUGUAGACUAUUUUUCCGUCCUUUUAGCCUAAACGGAUUAAGAGUAAGUAAAUCGUGUUUAGCAAAUGUUUUUAUAAUUGGAAGUUAGAAUGAAGAUAAAGGAUCUGCGAAUAUAUUUGAUAGAUAUUCAAAAGGAAUCUCCAAAACUUAGAAUACGAGUAAGUAUAAAUACUAGAAAUGGGUUUAUGUUGUAGAAACUUAGUGAUUCGAAACUAGCAUCUUGAGAAACAAUAUUUUGGAGAAAAGUAUCGAUACUACAUUGUAUCUGAGAUAUUUCUUCAAAUAAUAUGUAAAUACGUGAAAAUAAUUGAAGAUACUUACUGUGGCGUUAAUGAUAUUAAUAGCAGUAAUAGUUUGCAAUAUUUACCACGUCGCCUUACAAUAGAAUCGCCAAGGAUCUAGAGUACUGAUAUUAUGUUAGUAUAAUGCUGAUUUAAUGUAGCAAACUUUACGGCGAUAUAUGUUCCUUGGAGUAGAUCUAAUUCAUCAUGUGAUCUGAAAAAGACAGUGCCCUUUUGUUAUUAUAUAUUUUUAUAUUCAUUUAAUUUUAAAUUUCUCUAUUUUGUAAUACAAAAAUAGAAAAAAUAUAUAUAUAUAUGGGAAUUUGUAUGGCGAAAAUAUUAAUUCAUGUACAAUCAUUACCAAUCAUAUAGAUUCUCCAUCUGCAUAUACUUUAUAUUGUAUGCACAGAUAUUUCUGUCUACAAAUUAUAUCAUAUUUUAUUAAUAAAUUUUUCUAAAAAAAAACACAAGUUGUGAUCAUGAUUUCUAAAGCAAAUAAAUAUCCAAAUAUCAGAGACAUAAAGGUGAAAUAACACCAAAGAAAAGGGGGAUUGGGAAUUUAACUUGGGAACCAAGCAAUCUCUACGUAACGUUUGCAUGCUAUUUAUAAUCAACAGCUACAAAAAGAUCAGAAUCUAUUUAUAUAGUGUCUAUCAUUGGUUGAAUGGCGGUGAAUUGCUCUUAAACAUCCUGUAUAACAUUUAUGUACAUAUCUUGCUCUAUUUGUCAAACAGCCUGUAUUCAAAACAUAUUUAAAACAAUGUACGAAACACUUAUAUUAUAAUAUUGACAGCCACCUGUGGUACAAUUUGAGCAAAAGCAUUGUGCCUCACUAUUACAUCAUCGUCGUCGUUCGCACGGAUCGUAUCGCUAAACAUUGUCUACUUUCGUUCUUACAUACUAGAUAAAUACAGUCCUCCAAUCGUCGUCGAAUUAAAUACAUUAAUAAUUAAUCUUACUUACAUACAAAAUUAACUUACGUUGCGCUCUAAUUUCCAGAACUUAUGGAAUAUUUUAUUAAAUUUGCCUCCAAAUUAAUUUCUUCGUAUUCGGAUUUGCCUCAUAUGUGAUUCAUCGAUUUCUCUUAGAUUUAUCUUUUAAACGUUGACUUAUACAAAAUGUAUAUGUAUAUCAUGAAAGAAUUAGCAAUAACAUAUUUAAAAACUACUCUUGUAGAAUAGUUUUUAAAAAGUUAUUCUGUGUUGAAAAAACUAUUGAUGCAAACAUGUAAAAAUCCAAUUUUGUUAAAGAAAUAUUUACGUUAUUCGACCCCGUAUUUUACGUUAUUAUACCCUGCAUAAUUAAAUCUCUGAUUUGCGAUCUAAUUAUGUCCGAGAUCUUUUAUCCAGCUAAUUCAUAAAUAUGCGCGUAUCUUUGCUAAUUAUAUUAACUAGAUUUUAAUACUUAGGAACUAAUUUUAGUUAAUUUUAGUUAAUUUUUCUAUUAACCUCUUAUACUUAUUCGUCAUUGUCGUAUUAUACAUUACAUUAAAGAACGCACAAUUGGAUUGUUAACAAGGGCGAAGAGACUUUGAAAUUAUCAAACGUAGUAUCCAAUACAGAAAGAGAUAAAAAAAUUCUAUACAUAUAUACGAAUUAAACGUAAAAUAUAAAAGAUAAUUCAUAGAUAUAA
Solenopsis invicta (red fire ant) is the source of this 3605-nucleotide messenger RNA. RefSeq names its product FGGY carbohydrate kinase domain-containing protein. Gene Ontology annotation, biological process: carbohydrate metabolic process. Lineage: Eukaryota; Metazoa; Arthropoda; Insecta; Hymenoptera; Formicidae. The transcript is spliced from 10 exons. The record is from RefSeq and is a predicted model, not a curated record. The coding region runs from base 37 to 1698 and encodes 553 amino acids. Gene Ontology annotation, molecular function: kinase activity; phosphotransferase activity, alcohol group as acceptor.